CUGUUAGCGCUGACGUUGUCCAAAGGAGGAAAAUGGCGGCGUGUGGAUCAGCAGUGAGGGACGCAGGCUGCAGUGUAGCAUCAAGCCGCGGAAGACGGGGUGCCAGCAUGUCUUCAUCACAGUCUGGAGGACUUGGAAGGAAUGUGCUGUGUGUUUUGUCCGCCGCUUUGCUGCUGCAGGUGGUUUCUGGAGACGGAAAGACUCUGGUCCUGCUGGACAGCCCGAACAUCAGAGACACCCAUUCAAUCUUCUUCCGCAGCCUGGCAGAUCGUGGUUUCGAUCUCACAUUUAAGACUGCUGAUGAUCCCGGUCUCUCCCUGAUCAAGUAUGGACAGUUCCUGUAUGACCAUCUCAUCAUUUUCGCCCCAUCUGUGGAAGAUUUUGGAGGAAACAUCAAUCUGGAGACCAUCACAGCCUUCAUUGAUGGUGGGGGCAAUGUUCUGAUUGCAGCCAGCUCAGAUAUUGGUGACCCAAUACGCGAGCUGGGCAGUGAGUGUGGUAUUGAGUUUGAUGAGGAGAAAACUGCUGUCAUUGACCAUCAUAACUACGAUGUCUCUGAUCCUGGCGAGCACACCCUGAUUGUUGCAGAUCCAGAAAACCUCCUUAAGGCCCCCACUAUUGUUGGCAAGCCCACUGAGAACCCCAUACUCUUCAAAGGUGUCGGAAUGGUGGCUGAUCCUGAUAACCCUCUCGUCCUGGACAUCCUCACAGGCUCCUCUACUUCCUACUCCUACUUCCCUGACCGUCCUAUUACACAGUACCCUCAUGCAGUUGGAAAGAACACCCUCCUGAUUGCUGGCCUGCAGGCGAGAAACAACGCUCGUGUGGUCUUCAGUGGAUCCUUGCAUUUCUUCAGCGAUGCCUUCUUCAACUCCCCAGUGCAGAAAGCCACCCCAGGAUCCCAGAGGUACUCACAUACGGGUAAUCAGGAGCUGGCCGAGGCUCUUUCCCGCUGGGUGUUUAAGGAGGCAGGUGUCCUCAGGGUUGGAGCUGUAAGUCAUCAUAAAGUGGGCGAAAGUGCGCCGCCUGCAGCUUAUACCAUCACUGACCUGGUGGAAUACAGCAUCGUAAUCGAGAUGCUGUCCGAGGGCCGCUGGGUGCCGUUUGACGGAGACGACAUUCAGCUGGAGUUUGUCCGGAUCGACCCCUUCGUCAGGACCUACCUCAAGAAAAACGGCGGCAAAUACAGUGUCCAGUUUAAGCUGCCAGAUGUGUAUGGAGUGUUUCAGUUCAAAGUCGAUUACAACAGACUGGGCUACACACACCUUUACUCUUCCACACAGGUGUCUGUGCGCCCGCUGCAGCACACCCAGUAUGAGCGCUAUAUUCCCUCUGCUUACCCGUACUACGCCAGUGUGUUCUCCAUGAUGGCUGGCCUGUUCGUCUUCAGCAUCGUCUUCCUCCACAUGAAAGAGAAGGAGAAGUCAGAUUAAGUAGGAUAGGAGUUAUAGUUUAAGAAUGAAAUCAGAUCGGGUUGAUCCAGUCCUGUUGCGCAGGUCAGUGGUUGAGAACUGAACUGUGCUGGUGUAGGGUUUUUUUCCAUGAGUCCGACGUGCCACUACAACUUUACACAGAUUGUCAACCUGAGUUUAAAUGCUCUUUUGUACAAGUUGAGUUUCUUUUAUUUUCUGUAUGAAAUCUUCAGGCUGGUUUGUCAUUUUAUUUAAAUAAAGCGAACAAGGUCCCACGGUGUACACCUAACUGCAGUUUCGAUGACUAAAUGCACUGAUCUUUUUGUUCAUGAAGCUUAAAUUUGUAAUGAAAGAUGUUAAAAUUCUGUAAACGUACCAGGGUUUAUUAAAAUGGUCCACCACCCCUCCACUUUAAAA
Molecule: messenger RNA, 1829 nt
Organism: Pangasianodon hypophthalmus (striped catfish)
Lineage: Eukaryota; Metazoa; Chordata; Actinopteri; Siluriformes; Pangasiidae
Gene: ddost
Product: dolichyl-diphosphooligosaccharide--protein glycosyltransferase subunit (non-catalytic)
Exons: 11
Coding region: 33-1433 (466 amino acids)
Cellular component (GO): oligosaccharyltransferase complex; endoplasmic reticulum membrane
Source: RefSeq, a predicted model, not a curated record